UGAGAACACAUGGUCCUGUUUGAAGUUUGGUUAAUGAUGCAUGAGUACAGCAAGAUGAUAUUGUUGGGAGUUAUACUUACACAUGGUGUGGGUGCAUUUGCAGUUCGUCUACCUCUAAAUUAAAGCUAAAGAAUUAAGAAUAGUUGUGAGAAUUUAUGAUAGCCAGCAAUAAUUAUACACUCCAUAUUCUAUUUCUACCUCAACUAAACUCUCCUCAAUGCAAUAAAUUUCAACCCUCUAUAAACACAGAAAUAUAAUAAAAAAACUUACAAUUCUUCCAUCUACAAACACACUUUGUAUCAUCUACAAAACCUGUUAGAAGAAAGAGACAGGUCUAUACAUAUGGAUCAAUUGAAACCAAGUUCUGUCAAUUCAUCUCCUCUUACACCAUUAACAUUCUUGGAAAGAGCUGCUGUAGCUUAUGGGGAUAGUGUUUCCAUUGUCUGUAACUCCACUACAUACACCUGGUCUCAAACAUUCACUCGAUGUUUACUCCUCGCUUCCUCAAUUUCAACCCUCAUUGGUAUCAAAAAAGGCCAAGUUGUUUCGGUUUUAGCUCCUAAUAUUCCCGCAACGUUAGAGCUUCAAUUUGCUGUUCCAAUGGCUGGUGCUGUACUCAACAACAUCAACACUCGUCUCGAUGCCAAAACCGUCUCUGUUCUGCUCCAACAUAGUGAAUCGAAGCUCUUGUUUGUUGAUUACCAGCUAUAUCCUUUGGUACUUCAGUCGAUUUCAUUGUUUCCAUCUGAUGUCGACACUCCAAUUCUUGUCCUAAUAGAAGAUGAAAACUCUGUUCCGUUUUCAACAAACUUGGAUUUCGAUCACUGUGAUACUUAUGAUGCUAUGUUGGCGAAGGGGGAUUUGAAUUUCAAUUGGAUUCGACCUGAGAAUGAUCGGGAUGCGAUGACGUUGAACUACACUUCUGGAACAACAUCCUCACCUAAAGGAGUGGUACAUUCUCAUAGAUCUCUUUUUAUCAUCACAGUUGAUUCGUUAAUAGAUUGGUCUGUACCAAGUCAGCCAGUGUAUCUAUGGACCCUCCCAAUGUUCCAUUCCAACGGAUGGAGUUACACAUGGGGUAUGGCUGUUGUUGGUGGGACCAACAUUUGUCUUCGAAAAUUCGACGCUAAUGUUGUGUUUCAUGCUAUCAACAAAUAUAAUGUCACACAUAUGUGUGGUGCACCUGUGGUACUCACUAUGCUAGCCAAUUCCCCCUGUGCUAAGCCAUUACAAAACCCCGUCCACUUCCGUACUGGUGGGGCUCCUCCCCCUGCCACCAUUGUCCUUCGUGUCGAAUCCUUAGGAUUCAUAGUGAAUCACGGGUAUGGGAUGACAGAGGUGGCAGGGGUAGUCGUAUCUUGUAUUUGGAAACCAAAAUGGAACAAAUUAUCUGCGAAUGUGAAGGCAAAAUUGAAGUCUAGACAAGGGAUUAAGAGUUUAGGUAUGACGGAGGUUGACGUGGUGGAUCCGGAAUCUGGAGUUAGUGUAAAGAGGGAUGGCGUUACAAUGGGUGAAAUUGUAUUAAGAGGUGGAUGUAUAAUGUUGGGUUAUUUGAAAAAUGAAGAAGCUACAUCAAAAUGUAUGAAAAACAAUUGGCUUUAUACAGGGGAUGUAGCAGUUGUGCAUCCAGAUGGGUACUUGGAAAUUAAAGAUAGAUCUAAAGAUAUUAUAAUUAGCGGUGGUGAGAAUGUAAGCAGUGUUGAAGUAGAAUCCGUACUUUAUUCAAACAAUUUUGUGAAUGAGGCAGCAGUUGUAGCAAGACCCGAUGAAUUUUGGGGCGAAACGCCUUGUGCAUUCGUGAGUCUGAAGAUGGAACUGAAACUUAAACCGAAAGAGAAGGAAAUUAUUGAUUUCUGUAGAGAAAGAUUGCCACAUUAUAUGAUACCCAAGACGGUAAUUUUCAUGGAUGAACUACCCAAAACAGCAACUGGGAAAAUUCAAAAGUUUUCUCUAAGACAGAUUGCUAAUGGUAUGGGGUCGUUACCUGCUAGUCGAAUGUAGUAAGCAAAUCAAAUUCUUUUUUCAUAAUAUAUAUCAAAGUUGAAUUCAUUCAUUCAAAAAAUAAAGAUAUAGUGCAAUUUGUUAUGUGUAUGUAACAAAUAUUUGUACAACGGAUUGAUUUGAUUCUUUGUAAUAGGAAUAAUGAAUUUAUAGUACAAGUAUUAAAGAAGGAAAUCAGGUCAUUAUGUUUCAAAGUUUUGAUUAAUUUAAAUAUUUGUAACAACUGUUAAGUUGAGUAUGUUGCAAAAUUCAUUUUUUUUACUCCACAAUAUCUGUUGUGCUCGA
Solanum lycopersicum (tomato) is the source of this 2286-nucleotide messenger RNA. RefSeq names its product probable CoA ligase CCL11. The record is from RefSeq and is a predicted model, not a curated record. NCBI's taxonomy places the organism in Eukaryota, Viridiplantae, Streptophyta, Magnoliopsida, Solanales, Solanaceae.